This is a messenger RNA of Triticum dicoccoides, 453 nucleotides long. Its product is annotated as copper transport protein ATX1-like. The transcript has 2 exons. NCBI's taxonomy places the organism in Eukaryota, Viridiplantae, Streptophyta, Magnoliopsida, Poales, Poaceae. The coding region runs from base 1 to 237 and encodes 78 amino acids. Gene Ontology annotation, molecular function: metal ion binding. The record is from RefSeq and is a predicted model, not a curated record.
AUGCAGACUGUUGAACUCAGGGUUGGCAUGUCAUGUGAGGGAUGUGUUGGAGCUGUUAAGCGGGUUCUUGGCAAAAUGGAAGGUGUUGAGUCCUUCGAUGUAGACAUCAAGGAGCAGAAGGUCACUGUGAAGGGUAAUGUGACGCCGGAUGCUGUUCUGCAGACUGUUUCGAAGACAGGCAAGAAGACGGCGUUCUGGGAGGCUGAACCCUCAGCGGCAUCUGCUGUUUCGUCCUAAAAAGGCACCUCUAUAAUAUGUAAACUGUGAGGUUUGAUGUAGCAAUGGCCCAGUUGAAAUGCUUUGCAAGGACAUGAUUUUCUGGUGGGACGGUGGUAUGUGCACCAUGAAUUUACUGCAAAUAAUAGCAAACUGGUAAUUUGUUUGUGCACAUCUUAUGGUUGGCAUUCCUGCGCUGUAAAUCUGUGAUAAUUCGGGGAAGAAAUUGAAUUGCAA